UUUAUUUUCCCAGUGGCGGCGGCGCGUGUCUCAACCGCGAGCAUUCUCAUCGUUUCGCUGCUGCUUGGUGGAAUUGAUCAACUUUAUGAUUGCCUACUUCGGUUCAGUAGACACUGGAGCUUCACGACUAAGCAAUUGCGCGGCAGACUUCCCUGUGUGAAUGGGUAACCUAUUUUCUAUAGAGCCUCCUGAGUCGGCAUUAGACCGCGGGAACCGCCUAAGAGAAGAGGCAUGGGCCCACGCUCAGCGCGCAAGGGACCUAGCCGCGGAUUCGCAGGCCGCUUACCGGCGACGGGAUGGUGCACGCGCCAAGCAGCUGAGCGACGAACGGAAGCGGUAUAAAGGGCUCGCCGACAAACAACAUCGGGAAGCGAGCAAGCUGAUUUUCGAAGGCAAUAACGAGGGUCGAGGCCAUGACACGGUAGACGUGCACGGCUUGCUGGUCGAGGAGGCGUUGGAGCAGGUCGCUCGGCGCGUUGGCGAAGUGAAGGAAAGGGACGGAGAGAGAUUAACGGUGAUAACUGGGCGUGGAUUACACUCCAGAGGAGGAGCGGCCAGGAUAAAGCCACAGGUGAUGGAGUGGGCGGAGAGAGAAAAGCUGGAAUGUGUGGAAGAUCCGAGAAACGCAGGAUGUGUGAUCAUUAAAAUUGAGAGGUCUAGGCCUCGAUCUUGCAGUAUUAUGUGAGGUAGUUGCUCUCAAGACCUGGUGCAGAAU
Molecule: messenger RNA, 715 nt
Organism: Closterium sp. NIES-67
Lineage: Eukaryota; Viridiplantae; Streptophyta; Zygnematophyceae; Desmidiales; Closteriaceae
Source: the annotation of a GenBank genome assembly